Molecule: messenger RNA, 1264 nt
Organism: Platichthys flesus (European flounder)
Lineage: Eukaryota; Metazoa; Chordata; Actinopteri; Pleuronectiformes; Pleuronectidae
Product: beta/gamma crystallin domain-containing protein 1-like
Exons: 6
Coding region: 122-1186 (354 amino acids)
Biological process (GO): visual perception; lens development in camera-type eye
Molecular function (GO): structural constituent of eye lens
Source: RefSeq, a predicted model, not a curated record
UAGAAAAAACAGCUGCAGUGGGAUCUGCUCCGCCUUUGAUUGAGGUUUAUAUAGCGCGGCUCUGGUCCUGCUUUGUGAGACCACCGAUUUUCAGUAGGCGACUGGCUCCAGCACUCUUUGCAUGAUGAGUAGUAAGAUCACCUUCUACGAGGACAGGAACUUCCAGGGCCGCUCCUAUGAGUGCGACACCGACUGCCCUGACAUGCACCCCCACUUCAGCCGCUGCAACUCCAUCAAGGUGGACAGCGGCUGCUGGGUCCUGUACGAGAAGCCCAACUACACCGGCUACCAGUACGUCCUGACCAGAGGAGACUACCCCGACUACCAGCGCUGGAUGGGCUACAACGACACCAUCCGCUCCUGCCGCACCUUCUCUUAUACCAGCGAGGGGCCGUACCGCAUGCGCAUCUACGAGCGGCCCAACUUCCAGGGCCAGAUGAUGGAGUUCAGCGAGGACUGUGACUCGGUGCAGGAGCACUUCCGCAGCCGCGACAUCUACUCCUGCAACGUGAUGGACGGCUACUGGACCCUGUACGAGCACCCCAACUACCGCGGGCGCCAGUACUUCAUGAGGCCCGGGGAGUACCGCAAGUUCAGUGACUGGGGGGCCACGUGCGCCGCCACCGGCUCCUUCCGCAAAAUCACCGAGUUCUCAUCCAACAUGGGGAAGAUCAUCUUCUACGAGGACAGGAACUUCGAGGGCCCUCACUAUGAGUGCAUGAGCGACUGCUCCGACCUGAACUCCAUGUUCGAACGCUGCCGCUCCAUCCGGGUGGAGAGCGGCAUGUUCAUGAUCUACGACCGGCCGGGCUUCACGGGGAACCAGUUCUUCAUGAGGAGGGGGGACUACUCCGACUACCUGGGCACCACCGGCAUGAACAACUGUGUCAGGUCCUGUCGCCUGAUCCCCACGCACCGCGGAAGCUACAAGAUGAGGCUGUACGAGCACUUCGACAUGAGAGGUCAGAUGAUGGAGCUGACAGACGACUGCCCAAACCUCAUGGACCGUUUCCGUCUGUCCAACUUCAACUCCUGCAACGUGAUGGACGGCCACUGGCUGCUGUACGAGCACGCCCACUACAGGGGGCGCCACUACUACCUGAGUCCCGGCCAGUACAGUUGCUUCAACGAGUGGAACGGCAACAGCUCCCGGAUCAGCUCCGUCCGGCGCCUCGCGGAUCUCUAAAGACGGAAAGACGGUUCUCGUGAAGUGUCUCCUCUUUGCCUUGUUUCAUACGCUGAAUAAAAUGGCGUCAGUGCUCAA